AUGCGUCCUGACAAGCCCCGCGACCCUGUUGCCGGUCCCGAUGCUGGACCCGAAGCUCCGUUCCCCGUGCGCUUAUCCGGGCCCGUCAUCAAAGGCUUUGGGCGAGGGAGUAAAGAGCUCGGUAUUCCCACAGCAAACAUCCCGGCCGAUGAUCUUUCCGAAAAGUACCCAAACCUGGAGACAGGCGUAUACUACGGCGUGGUAGCGCUAGACCCUAAGAGCUACGAGAACCAGAACGACUCGAACGAGAAAGGAUCCCCUACGCUCCUUCCAGCCGUGCUGAGUAUUGGAUACAACCCGUUUUAUAAGAAUACCUUGCGAUCGGUGGAAAUCCACAUCAUGCCCCCCCUGACAUCUCCCUCCCCGACAGCCGUGGCGCAGCCGAAAUUCAACCGUCUGCCUGAUUUCUACGGAACCAAGCUCAAUCUGCUCAUGCUGGGCUACAUCCGGCCUGAAUACGACUACGUGUCCAUGGAUGCGCUGAUCGAGGAUAUCCGGAUAGACUGCGAAGUCGCGCGACAGAGUCUUUUGCGCGAGGCAUAUCAGCGGUACCUGGUCGAUGACGGCAAAGCGACAGAGCAAGUCAGCGCGGACCGGAAGUGGUUGGCUACAUUCUAG
Molecule: messenger RNA, 618 nt
Organism: Penicillium maclennaniae
Lineage: Eukaryota; Fungi; Ascomycota; Eurotiomycetes; Eurotiales; Aspergillaceae
Gene: fmn1
Product: riboflavin kinase
Exons: 3
Coding region: 1-618 (205 amino acids)
Biological process (GO): riboflavin biosynthetic process; FMN biosynthetic process
Cellular component (GO): mitochondrion
Molecular function (GO): riboflavin kinase activity
Source: RefSeq, a predicted model, not a curated record